CGUCCCAUAAAGAAGAUGCAUAUUCUUCAUCAUUUUUCUUUUUCCUAUAAAAAAUUUCUCUUUAUUUUAAUUAUCAAUAUAAGUGCUUUAUUCUUUUCAUUUUAAGCUAAUCCUCUAAUAAUCAACCUGCCAUCUACAGGGACGCGAACGCCCAACUUCAAAUGACAUGGAUCCAACUCUCUCCCAAAGAAGAACGCUUCGCGACACCGCCGCCGUCUCAUGGCAUACGUGACGGCGCGUCUCCUCGCCCGUGCUCCGGGGAGCGGCCGCGUCCCUGCGGUCUUGCGAUCCGCCUCCACCCGGCUGCACGAUGGUCCGAUGGGACAGGCCGAAGCGGCGGUGGACCGGUUCGACCUGAAGGCGUACAUGGCCGACAAGGCCCGGCGGGUGGACGCGGCCCUGGACCGUGCUGUGCCCCUCCGCUACCCUGAGCGGCUCCACGAGUCGAUGCGCUACUCCCUCCUGAGCGCCGGCAAGCGCAUCUGCCCUAUCCUCGCCCUCGCCUCUUGUGAGCUCGUCGGAGGCGAUGAGGCCACCGCCAUGCCCGUCGCCUGCGCCGUCGAGAUGCUGCACGCCGUGUCCCUCAUCCACGACGACCUCCCCUGCAUGGACAACGACGACCUCCGUCGGGGCCAGCCGUCCAACCACCGUGUCUUCGGCGAGGGCACCGCCGUGAUCACCGGCGACGCCCUCAUCGCCCUGGCCUUCGAGCACGUGGCCGCCGCCACGGCCAGCGUGCCGGCGGAUCGGGUUCUCCGAGCCGUCGCGGAGUACGGGUCGGCUAUUGGGUCGGAGGGGCUGGUGGCGGGCCAGUUUGUGGACAUCGACAGCGAGGGCAAGGCAGUGGGCGUCGGCGUGCUGGAGUACAUCCACCUGCACAAGACGGCGAGGCUGCUGGAGGCGGCCGCGGCGUGUGGGGUGAUCGUGGGCGGCGGCGGGGACGCCGAGGUCGAGAGCGUAAGGCGGUACGCGCGCUGCGUCGGCCAGCUGUUCCAGGUGGUGGACGACAUACUGGACGUGACGAAAACGACGGAGGAGUUGGGGAAAACGGCCGGGAAGGACGUGGCGAGCGGCAAGACGACGUACCCGAAGCUGAUGGGCCUCGAGAAGGCGCAGGACCUGGCACAAACCCUGGUGGUGAAAGCGGAAGCAGAGUUGCAUGGGUUCGACCGUGUCAAGGCGGCGCCCCUGCGCCAUCUCGCUCGCUACAUCGCCGAUCGCCAGAACUGA
Musa acuminata AAA Group (dessert banana) is the source of this 1230-nucleotide messenger RNA. RefSeq names its product geranylgeranyl pyrophosphate synthase 7, chloroplastic-like. Gene Ontology annotation, biological process: isoprenoid biosynthetic process. The transcript has a single exon. NCBI's taxonomy places the organism in Eukaryota, Viridiplantae, Streptophyta, Magnoliopsida, Zingiberales, Musaceae. Gene Ontology annotation, molecular function: prenyltransferase activity. Bases 220 to 1230 code for a protein of 336 amino acids. The record is from RefSeq and is a predicted model, not a curated record.